Molecule: messenger RNA, 726 nt
Organism: Lycium ferocissimum
Lineage: Eukaryota; Viridiplantae; Streptophyta; Magnoliopsida; Solanales; Solanaceae
Exons: 3
Coding region: 1-726 (241 amino acids)
Molecular function (GO): nucleic acid binding
Source: RefSeq, a predicted model, not a curated record
AUGGAGGUUCAGACUCUGGCUAAGAGUUUUGUGAGGCCUGGCAUUUCAGACUCGGGUAGAGUGUUGUCUUGUGUUGAGGCGAGAUCAUCGCUUCUAGAUCAGAUUAAGGCAAACCAGUUUGAGGAUGCAUGGUUGCGCAAGAUUCGUGAUAAGGUCUUGAGUGGUGAGGCCAAAGAGGUUUUUGAGGAUAUGCUCCGAGCGUGUGUGAUCGACUUUGGUGGUCAUUGGGACCAGUUCUUACCUUUGACAAAGUUCGCGUACAGCAACGGUUACCAUUUAAGCAUCGAUAUGGCUCCGUUUGAGGCUUUUUAUAGGAGGAGAUGUCGAUCUCCUAUUGGAUGGUUUGAUGCCUUUGAGGUGAGGCCUUGGGGUACCGAUCUUUUGGGAGAGUCUUUGGAUAAGGUUAAGGUCUCACCCAUGAAGGGGGUGAUGAGGUUUGGGAAGAAAGGCAAGAUCAGUCCUAGGAUCAUUGGUCCAUUUGAGAUUCUUGACCAUGUGGGGAAGGUAGCCUAUGAGUUAGUUUCACCUAUCGGUUUGUCGGAUGUUCACCCGGUGUUCCAUGUGUCUAUGUUGAAGAAAUAUCAUUCUGAUAGUUCUUACAUCAUCCAAUGGGAUUCGGUCUUGCUUGAUGAGAAUUUGUCUUAUGAGGAGAAGCACAUUGUUAGUUUAGAUAAAGAGGUUCGAAAGUUGAAGUCAAAGGAAAUAGCAUCAGUGAAGGACCAGUGA